AUGAUGCCUCAUAGUCGGAAGGGCCGGCAGGGCGAGUGUGAGGAUAACCCCCAGGACCAGAGAGAGGCGUCGCAGGGCGUGGUGAGUGAGUGCCCGGUCCCUGUGGCUGAGGAGAAGAAAGAUGGGAAGAAGGAGGAGGAAGAGGAUGAAGAGGAGAUGGCCAUUGACUCUUCUUCCAGUACUGCUAUGAUCCCAGCCACUCCAAGAUCAGUGCUUCCUACUGGAGUACCAAGUUGUCCCCAGAGUCCUCUGAGAGCCUCCUCUCCCCCCAUUGACUUGGUUUCUAUUACACAGAACCAAGUCAAUCAGGGCUCCAGGAGCCGUGUAGCGGAACGUCUGUUCCCCAGGGGUGGUCUGGUAGAUCCUGAAUCACUGUUGACAAAUUCAAUACCCUUAGUACUCUUCUUGCUUAGCAAGUAUGGAAUGAAAGUGGUGACCACCAAAGCAGAAAUGUUGGAUGUCAUCAAAAAUCACCAUAAUUACUUCUCUAUGAUCUUACGCAGAGCUGCUGACUGUCUGCAGUUGAUCUUUGGCAUUGAUGUAAAUGAGGUGGACCCCAUUAACCAUUCCUAUGUCCUUGUCACUUCCCUGGGGCUCACGUAUGAUGGGUUGCAGAGUGAUGUCCAGGGAUUGCCCAAGACAGGCCUUCUGAUUAUGAUCUUGUGUCUCAUCUUCAUGAAGGGCAACUGUAUCUCUGAAGAGGAAGUCUGGGACUCACUUAAUAAGAUGGGGGUGUGGUCUGACAGGGAGCACUACCUGUCUGGGAAUCCCAGGAAGUUAAUCACUGAAGAUUUUGUGCAGGAGCAGUACCUGGAGUACCGCCAGGUGCCCAACAGUGAUCCUGCUCGCUAUGAGUUCCUGUGGGGCCCCAGAGCCCACUUAGAAACCAGCAAGAUGAAAAUCCUGAAACACUGGGCCAAGUUCAGUGGGUGUGAUCCAAGCAGCUUCCCUGCCCUGUAUAAAGAAGCAUUGAGAGAGGAAGAAGAUGCUCUGUAA
Molecule: messenger RNA, 996 nt
Organism: Perognathus longimembris pacificus (Pacific pocket mouse)
Lineage: Eukaryota; Metazoa; Chordata; Mammalia; Rodentia; Heteromyidae
Product: melanoma-associated antigen 10-like
Exons: 1
Coding region: 1-996 (331 amino acids)
Biological process (GO): negative regulation of transcription by RNA polymerase II
Cellular component (GO): nucleus
Source: RefSeq, a predicted model, not a curated record